UGCUACAUGAAGUCUUCAGUAUGGUAGCCACAACAAAAUCUGCCAAACACUAGACGGUGAAAUAAUGGUUUGCUAGCUGUCGGAGCGAGCGCCCACCUUCCACAAUGCCUGUGCAGGCGGCACAGUGGACGGAAUUUCUGUCCUGUCCGAUCUGCUACAAUGAGUUUGAUGAGAAUGUGCACAAGCCAAUCAGCUUAGGCUGCUCACACACAGUCUGCAAGACCUGCCUGAAUAAGCUGCACCGCAAGGCCUGCCCUUUCGACCAGACAGCCAUCAACACUGACAUCGACGUGCUUCCUGUAAACUUUGCACUUCUCCAGUUAGUUGGAGCCCAGGUGGGUAACCAUGUUGGUCUGAAGCUUAGUAAUCUUGGAGAGAACAAGCACUACGAGAUAGCAAAGAAAUGUGUGGAAGACCUGGCACUUUAUUUAAAGCCACUGAGUGGAGGCAAGGGUGUUGCCAGUUUGAACCAGAGUGCGCUGAGCCGUCCAAUGCAAAGGAAGCUGGUGACAUUGGUGAACUGCCAGCUGAUAGAAGAGGAGGGUCGGGUGAGAGCCAUGCGGGCAGCCCGCUCCCUUGGUGAGAGAACCGUGACGGAGCUGAUCUUACAGCAUCAGAACCCUCAGCAGCUGUCUGCCAAUCUCUGGGCUGCUGUCAGAGCACGAGGGUGCCAGUUUCUAGGGCCAGCUAUGCAGGAGGAAGCCUUGAAACUGGUGCUGCUGGCCUUAGAAGAUGGCUCUGCCCUCUCCCGGAAAGUGCUGGUGCUUUUUGUUGUCCAGAGGCUGGAGCCGCGAUUCCCCCAGGCAUCGAAAACUAGCAUUGGCCACGUUGUGCAGCUGCUGUAUCGAGCUUCGUGCUUCAAGGUCACCAAAAGGGAUGAAGACUCUUCCCUGAUGCAGCUGAAGGAGGAAUUUCGCAGUUACGAAGCGUUGCGGCGGGAACAUGAUGCUCAGAUUGUCCACAUCGCCAUGGAAGCGGGACUUCGAAUAUCACCAGAACAGUGGUCGUCCCUCCUUUAUGGUGACUUGGCCCACAAAUCCCACAUGCAGUCCAUCAUUGACAAGCUUCAGUCCCCAGAAUCCUUUGCAAAAAGCGUUCAAGAGCUGACAAUCGUUCUGCAACGUACUGGUGACCCUGCAAAUUUAAACCGGCUUCGACCCCAUUUGGAGCUAUUGGCCAACAUAGAUCCUAAUCCAGAUGCAGCAUCUCCAACAUGGGAACAGCUGGAAAAUGCCAUGGUGGCUGUGAAGACAGUAGUCCGCGGCCUAGUGGACUUCAUUCAGAAUUACAGUCGGAAAGGCCAUGAAACACCACAGCCACAACCAAAUAGCAAAUACAAAACCAGCAUGUGCCGGGAUCUGCGACAACAAGGCGGCUGUCCACGUGGGACAAACUGCACAUUUGCUCACUCUCAGGAAGAGCUGGAGAAGUAUCGACUGAGGAACAAGAAGAUGAGUGCCACAGUGAGGACCUUCCCACUGUUAAGCAAAGCCAACGUAACCAGCACUGUCGCCACCACAGCAGGAAGUGUUAUUUCCAUCAUAGGAAGCGCAGAAUCAACAGGGAAGAUCGCCCCUAGCACCAAUGGGAUCACGAGCCUGGAGAGUGGCCUGCCACAGCUGAUUCCACGUUGUUCCGACACCUCUUCCCUAAGGGCUUUGGAGAACGUGAAGAAAGCAGGGAAGGCUGGAACCAACUGUCAGAAUGUCUCUGGAUCUCCAACAGAUCCCCUGCCUGAAAAUAAAAUUGGUUCGCCUCCAAAGACUCCUGUCAGUCAGGCAGCAGCUGCCUCAGCAGGCCCUCCUCCGCCUCCUCCUCCACUUCCUGUUGGCACAGAGAUGGGCUCCAUGCCUCCCAAGUCCAGCCCCUUCGCACCAAGAGUGCCUGUCUACCCUCCACACUCUGACAACCUGCAGUAUUUUCAAGAUCCCCGGGCCCACCUGUCCUACGAAACCCCACAGUACCCACAAGCAGGUUACUACCCACCACCGCCAACGGUCCAGGCUGGUGUAGGUCCCUGCCUCCCUCGCUUUGUUCGGUCCAGCAAUGUUCCAGAGCCCCCACUUCCACCUGCUUCCAUGCCCUACAGUGACCAUUACAGCACUUUCCCCCCUCGAGACAGGUUGAGUUCUCCUUACCAGCCUCCUCCACCACAGCCAUAUGGGCCAGUCCCUCCUGUUCCAUCUGGAAUGUAUGCCCCCGUCUAUGACAGCCGGCGGAUCUGGCGGCCACAGAUGUACCCACGGGAUGACAUCAUCAGAAGUAAUUCCUUACCUCCCAUGGAUGUUGUGCACCCCUCAGUCUAUCAGACCUUUUUGCGAGAAAGAUACAACUCUUUGGACAGCUACUAUUCCAUGGCCUGCCAGCUGUCAGCUGAGCAAAGGACAGUGCCUUUGUCAAGGGAACCUUGUGGCCACUUGAAGCCCACUUAUGAUGACCCACUAAGGAGGAAGCCAGAGCAGUGGGCCCAGUACCAUGCACAGAAGACUCCCCUGGUGUCCUCUGCCCUUCCCACGGCUACGCAGUCUCCAACACCACCUUCUCCUCUAUUCAGCGUAGACUAUAGCACGGAAUUCUGUGAAAACUCGAGUGACUUAAGCAACACCAAGUACGAGGAUGACCGCCUCUCCCACUACUCGCCCUGGUCCUGUGGCACAAUCAGCUCUUGCAUAAGUGCCAUCGAAUCGGAGCCUAAGGAUGUCAUUGCCAACUCCAAUGCGGUGCUCAUGGAUCUGGACAGCAGUGACAUGAAGAGACGGGUACAUCUCUUUGAAACCCAACGAAGGGCCAAGGAAGAAGACCCCAUAAUUCCAUUUAGCGAUGGGCCUAUCAUCUCCAAAUGGGGUGCGAUCUCCCGGUCAUCCCGCACAGGUUACCAUACAACAGACCCAAUUCAGGCCACUGCUUCCCAAGGAAGUACUACAAAGCCAAUCAGCAUGUCAGAUUAUAUCCCUUAUGUCAGCACUGUUGAUUCAAGAUGGAGCUCCUACAGUUCUGAUUCUACUUCAUCAGUACCCUUUAUAGAACGGGACCGGUUCAUAGUAACUGAUAUAUCUGCCCCAAGAAAGCAUUCCAGCACUGGAGAUCUACUGAGCAUCGAACUACAGCAGGCCAAAAGCAACUCAUUGCUACUUCAGAGAGAGGCAAAUGCUCUGGCCACACAGCAGAAAUGGAGCUCUUUAGAUGAAGGCAGCCACCUCACCUUGAACCUUUUAAGCAAGGAGAUUGAUCUGAGGAAUGGAGAGACUGACUACUCAGAAGACAGUGCAGACACAAAGCCGGACCGAGACAUAGAAUUAGAACUUUCAGCCCUGGAUGCUGAUGAGCCUGAUGGGCAAGUGGAACAAAUGGAAGAGAUUUUGAGCCUACAGCUUGGUAUCAGCGAUCAAGAUGAUCAUCUAUUCAAUGGGUCAGCUCUGGAGAAUGGCCACCCGUUGGAGCAGUCCCAGAAGGAGCCCAGGCAGCAGAAGAGGCCCAGCUUAGGUGAAGACCUUACUAUUCUGGAGAAGCAAAAAACAAUCCUGCCCGUGACUUCCUGCUUCAGCCAACCAAUGGCCUCCUCCAUGGGCUCCCUGCCAGUUACAACCUCUGCUGGCGUGGGCAGCCUCAUUCUCAAAACGGCUCACAUUAUGGUGGAUGGGAAAAAUGACUUUUUAAGGCCGGUUGCAAAUGGCAAGUUGGUGAACAGCUGAGAGGUGAUCUGCUUUCGAGCUUAUGACCAUGCUAUGGAAGCAUCUACCCUUGCUUUUUAUAU
This is a messenger RNA of Gekko japonicus, 3754 nucleotides long. It is a transcript of the gene RC3H2, whose product is annotated as ring finger and CCCH-type domains 2. Lineage: Eukaryota; Metazoa; Chordata; Lepidosauria; Squamata; Gekkonidae. Gene Ontology annotation, molecular function: metal ion binding. The transcript has 22 exons. The record is from RefSeq and is a predicted model, not a curated record. Bases 105 to 3692 code for a protein of 1195 amino acids.